GGAUGUGGGUGGGUGUGAGUUAGACCUGAUAGCUUGUGCUACCAGGUCGGUUGCCGUGUUCCUCCCUUAAGUCAAUGUGACCUGACCUGACUAGGUUGGGUGCAUUGGCUUAAGCCGGUAGGAGACUUGGACCUGCCUCGCAUGGGCCAGUAGGCCUUCUGCAGUGUUCCUUCGUUCUUAUGUUCUUAUGUUCUUAAGACAAACACAAUGUCAGCUCCAGCAAUUGGUAUCGACCUGGGCACCACGUACUCCUGCGUUGGUGUGUUCCAGCAAGGCAAAGUAGAGAUCAUAGCUAACGACCAGGGAAACAGAACUACACCAUCCUAUGUGGCCUUCACUGACACUGAACGACUCAUUGGUGACGCAGCUAAAAACCAGGCAGCCCUCAACCCCAGCAACACAAUCUUUGAUGCCAAACGACUCAUCGGUCGCAAGUUUAACGAUCCCACUGUUCAGACCGACAAGAAACAUUGGCCUUUUGAUGUGGUCAAUGACAACGGUAAACCCAAGAUACGAGUUGAGUACAAGGGAGAGAGCAAGAGCUUCAAUCCCGAGGAGAUCUCAUCUAUGGUGUUAAUAAAGAUGAAGGAGACAGCUGAGGCGUACUUGGGUCAGAAAGUGAAGGAUGCUGUCAUUACAGUACCUGCUUACUUUAAUGACUCACAGCGUCAGGCUACCAAAGAUGCUGGUAUCAUCGCUGGACUUAACGUUCUGCGUAUCAUCAACGAGCCCACAGCAGCAGCCAUCGCCUACGGCCUCGACAAGAAGGCAGGCACAGGAGACUCCAGAGAACGUAACGUGCUCAUCUUUGACCUGGGAGGUGGAACCUUCGAUGUGUCUGUCCUGAGCAUUGACGACGGUAUAUUUGAGGUGAAGUCUACAGCAGGAGACACUCAUCUUGGUGGCGAAGAUUUUGACAACCGUAUGGUCAAUCACUUCAUGCAAGAGUUCCAGAGAAAAUACAAGAAAGAUAUUAGCGGCAAUAAACGUGCCUUGCGACGUUUAAGAACGGCCUGUGAACGCGCUAAACGUACUCUGUCGUCCUCAACACAAGCCAAUGUGGAGAUUGACUCCCUAUUUGAGGGCAUCGACUUCUACUCGUCCAUCACUCGAGCCAGGUUUGAGGAGUUGUGUUCAGACCUGUUCCGUAACACACUGCUCCCCGUGGAGAAGGCUCUGAGAGACGCCAAGAUGGACAAGAGUCAAAUCCACGACAUUGUGCUGGUGGGUGGAUCAACCCGGAUCCCCAAAGUGCAGAAGUUGUUGCAAGACUUCUUCAACGGCAAGAACCUUAACAAGUCCAUCAACCCUGACGAGGCGGUGGCCUACGGUGCCGCUGUUCAGGGCGCCAUCCUUCGAGGUGACCAGUCCGACGGUGUCAAGGAUCUGCUACUUCUGGAUGUUGCACCUUUAUCAUUGGGUAUUGAAACAGCCGGAGGUGUCAUGACUGCCCUCAUCAAACGCAACACCACCAUCCCCACCAAACAGACUCAGAUCUUCACUACAUACUCAGACAACCAACCGGGUGUCCUUAUCCAAGUGUAUGAAGGGGAACGUGCCAUGACAAAGGACAACAAUCUGCUGGGCAAGUUUGAACUCUCGGGUAUUCCUCCUGCACCAAGAGGAGUACCUCAGAUAGAGGUCACUUUUGACAUCGAUGCCAACGGUAUCCUUAAUGUGUCAGCAGAGGAUAAGUCAACGGGCAAACAAAACAAGAUCACCAUCACUAAUGACAAGGGUCGCCUCAACAAGGAAGAAAUAGAGAGGAUGGUUCAAGAAGCAGAGAAAUAUUCAGAGGAAGACAGUCGCCAGCGAGAAAGAAUUGAGAGUAAGAAUCGUCUGGAGUCUCUGUGUCUCAACUUGAAGAGCAGCCUGAGUGAGGAGAACGUCUCCAGCAAACUGACGGAGGAAGAGAAGAAGAGUGUCACAGCCCAGGUGGAGGAAACACUUGUCUGGCUUGACAACAACCAGCUGGCAGAGAAGGAAGAGUUUGAGAGUCAACUCAGUAAACUGGAGGAACACUGGAAACCCUUGGCUGCUAAGAUUUACGGUUCAGGAGGUCCAAGUUCAGCUGGUCGAGGACCAGUUCCCCCAAACACCUCCAGUCGACCAGGACCAACUAUCGAAGAGGUUGACUAACUUAAUUCUAUGUAGUUUUAUUUUAUAUUUCUCUCAGGUAUUUAUUAUUACUAUAUUAUUUUAUAGACAUUUUAUUUAUAUUUUUGUAAAUAAAAAUCAUCUGUAA
Messenger RNA from Cherax quadricarinatus, 2245 nucleotides. RefSeq names its product heat shock 70 kDa protein-like. Gene Ontology annotation, cellular component: nucleus; cytosol; cytoplasm. Gene Ontology annotation, molecular function: ATP binding; ATP-dependent protein folding chaperone. The record is from RefSeq and is a predicted model, not a curated record. Lineage: Eukaryota; Metazoa; Arthropoda; Malacostraca; Decapoda; Parastacidae.